AUGUCUGACGAACAGAUACAGAACCCCGGCGCGGGCGACCACGCACAGAAGAACGGCAACCCGAACGGAAGUCCCUCAGCACCAAAUCCCCGCUCCUGCAUCACAUGUAGGAGACGUAAAGUCAAAUGCGACAAGAAGCAACCAUGCUCAAAUUGCGCGAGAGCAAGAAUUGAAUGUAUCUUUCCUGGUCCUGGGCGAGCGCCGCGCAAAAGCAGGAAACCACCAGAUGCAGAGCUACUGGAAAGACUGCGACGCCUGGAAGGUGUGGUGCAGAAUCUCAAUUCGCAGGUCGAAGAGCACGAACAGGAGGCCGCAGAGCGUGAGCGCGACAAGGAAAGCCGACAGGACAGCGCGAGCGAGAACUGCUUUGCCAGGGGUAGCGCCGACAACAGUCCUUCGGUGGCCGUGGACAAUAGCACAGAAGGGCUUGAAAACCGCUUUGGCAGGCUUGUUAUAGAAAACGGUAGAAGUCGCUACAUCAACAACAGCUUCUGGGCUAGUCUCAACAACGAAGUCGAAGACCUCAAAUCAGUUCUCAUCGAGCACUCCGAGGACGAAGACGACAUGGAUUCGCCAGGGUCAUCUGAACAAUCGGGUCAACAUCAGGGUUAUGUCUUUGGCCUGAGCUCCACCAACGUCGACAUGCGCGCACUACAUCCUCUACCUGAAGUUGCACUUCAGUUCUGGGCGGCGUACAAGGAAAAUGUCGAGCCUCUUAUUAAGGUGCUGCAUCUUCCUACUUUCGAAAUAACCUUAAAGGAUUCCUUAGAACGUCCUGAGAAGACCAGCAAGGGCACAGAAGCGUUACUAUUUGCCAUAUACUAUGGCGCCGUGACGAGCACAACAGCAGAAGAGUGCAUGCAGCGUUGGGGAGAGGACAGAUCGUCGCUCUUGCUCAAAUAUCGCUUUGCGCUGGAGCAAGCUCUUGCUCGGGCGAAUUUCCUAUAUUGCGACGAGACCGUCAUACUACAGGCUUUCGUCAUUUUUCUCAUUCUCUUAAGGCGUAAUGAUGACGCUCGUAAGAUAUGGACUUUGACGGGACUCGUCGUUCGUAUUGCUCAGACCCUUGGGAUACAUAGAGACGGCAGCCACUUUGGACUACCGCCCUUCGAGAUCGAGAUGCGUAGGAGGCUCUGGUGGCAGGUCUGCGUGCUCGAUGCAAGAUCAUCUGAAGAUCAUGGUUGUGAUCCUACGAUAGUCGAAGCGCAAUUCGACGCCAAGAUGCCGCUAAACGUCAACGACGCCGAUUUACACCCUGACAUGAUCGAACCUCCUCCGGAGCGUACUGGUUUCACAGACAUGACUUUUUGUCUUAUUCGAUUCGAGGUUGCCAACAUCUUCCGGCGCAUUCUAUACAUCCCACCAGGGCCCGUCAGAUGCACAUCGCUCUUUGCCAAUUUAUCAAUAAACGACAAAGAAAAAUGGAUUACAGAUUGCCAUCAAGCAAUGGAAGAGAAGUACUUGAAGAACUGUGACAUGACGGUUCCAAUCUGCUGGGUAAGUGCGACAAUAUCCCGACUCAUCAUGAGCAAGAUGUGGCUGGUUGUAUAUCAUCCACAUCAGCGCAAAGAUGGAGGAGCGUCACUUCCCCAGGAGACAAGAGACAAGCUCUUCAUCACUUCGCUGGAGAAUAUUGAGUACUCUAUAUUGCUCGAGACUGAGGCUCGCACUAUGAAAUGGGGUUGGCUUUUCCGCACUUAUGUGCAAUGGCAUGCCAUUGCUUUCCUACUGUCGGAGCUGUGCGUACGUACCAAGGGUGAGGCGGUGGAACGUGCUUGGCGCGCUCUCGAGGCCACAGCUGGACGUUGGUGGUUCCCACUCAACGAAGCCUCACCUUACCGCAAAGGCCAGCAAGGAUGCUUGUGGAAACCCCUCCGAAAGCUGCUAGCUAAGGCGAGAGCGGCAAGGGAGAGGGAAUUCAAGCUUCAGCAGGCGAGUCAAGCAGCCAUGAGUGGGCAACAUAUGGGUGGCGACUUCCCGUGGAUCGCGCCAAAUACUCUCAAUCCCGUCCCGGUCGAUCAACCGAGCUCGGCAGAUCUGGACAGACUCCUCAGACCUGCGGCACCCAAGCUGGGCGAAGUAUCGACGCGCGGAACCCCGUCGAGCUGGCCCGAGAGUCCUGAAAAUCCCAUUUCAAGCAGUCAAAUGGCUGGCUUUGAGGCCGGAGACCGCGUUCAAACCCAGAAAUCGCAAAGCAAAAGCUCAUCUAGUCUUGAGACUCAAACAGGAGCUAGCCCAGGGCAUCAAUUCAAUCAGCUGACAGACUUUGGGCUUGAUAACGUAAUUCUUGAUGUUAUGGAUGGGCAAGGCUACGCACCCUUCGAUCAUACCUUACAUGCUCAAGAUACGCAAAACCUGAUGCAACCAGGCUUUGCAACGGGUGCGCAGCCGGUCAUGCCUAAUGGAGCAAAUCUCAUGACGGGCGUCUAUGCAAAUGAUAUGCAGUUUUACGAAGACCUGAGCUUCGAAGGCAUGGCAUCGACGGGAUCCCUGGAGGGAUCGAGCAACGACUCUCCAAACAUGGACGGCGGCAACAUGGACUGGCAAGUCUUUGAUGAUAUGGUCAGCCAGUAUGGUUUCGAGGGGCAGACAGCGAAGACCGCCAACGCAACAGGUACCGGGCACAUGGGCCUGAUACAUUUCUUCUGA
Molecule: messenger RNA, 2649 nt
Organism: Boeremia exigua
Lineage: Eukaryota; Fungi; Ascomycota; Dothideomycetes; Pleosporales; Didymellaceae
Product: fungal-specific transcription factor domain-containing protein
Exons: 2
Coding region: 1-2649 (882 amino acids)
Biological process (GO): DNA-templated transcription; regulation of DNA-templated transcription
Molecular function (GO): zinc ion binding; DNA-binding transcription factor activity, RNA polymerase II-specific; DNA binding
Source: RefSeq, a predicted model, not a curated record